Messenger RNA from Oncorhynchus masou masou (cherry salmon), 3143 nucleotides. RefSeq lists its product as uncharacterized. The transcript has 4 exons. Lineage: Eukaryota; Metazoa; Chordata; Actinopteri; Salmoniformes; Salmonidae. The coding region runs from base 14 to 1936 and encodes 640 amino acids. Gene Ontology annotation, molecular function: protein binding. The record is from RefSeq and is a predicted model, not a curated record.
CAGGAGCCUAGCCAUGGAGCACCUGCUCCUGUGCCUGGCCCUCCUCGCUGCGCCCGUCGCCACCAUGCUGUGCCCCAAGCGCUGCACCUGCCAGAACCUCAUGCCCUCCUAUACUGUUCUCUGCGCCAAGACAGGCCUGCUCUUCGUGCCGCCAAACAUUGACCGGCAGACUGCCGAGCUGCGCCUCAUGGACAACUUCAUAACCACCCUUCGUCACCGUGACUUUGCCAACAUGAGCAGCCUCAUCCACCUGACGCUGUCGCGCAAUACCAUUAGCCAGAUCAAGCCGUAUGCCUUCGCCGACCUGCAGGACCUGCACGCCCUGCACCUGGACGCCAACCGGCUCACCAUGCUGGACGACACCCACUUCCAGGGCCUGGUCAACCUCAGGCACAUGAUCCUGGCCAACAACCAGCUGCACAGCAUCUCAGAGGGGGCCUUUCAGGACUUCCUGGAGACCCUAGAAGACCUGGACCUGUCCUACAACAACCUGGUGAACAUUCCCUGGGAGACCAUUGGCCUGCUGGCCAGUGUCAACACCCUCAGUCUGGACCACAACCUCAUAGAGAUGGUCCCCGAGGGCAUCUUCUCCAACCUGCACAAGCUGGCGCGUCUAGACAUGACCUCCAACAAGCUGAAGAAAAUCCCUCCAGAUCCCCUGUUCCUGAGGAUCCCAGUGUACGCUAAGCUGAAAGGUUCUCCACUCACAUCCCUGGUGCUGAGCUUCGGUGGGAACCCGCUGCACUGUAACUGUGAGCUAGUGUGGCUGAGGAGGCUGACCAGGGAAGAUGACCUGGAGACCUGCGCCUCCCCCCGAGAGCUCGCCGGCAAGUAUUUCUGGACCAUCCGCGAGGAGGAGUUUGUGUGCGAGCCACCCAUGAUCACGCGGCACACCUCCAAGAUGUUUGUGAUGGAGGGUCAGGAGGUGAGCCUACGCUGUAAGUCAGUGGGCGACCCGGAACCUUCGACACAUUGGGUCAGCCCAGAGGGGAAGCUGAUUGGGAACACGUCCCGCACCAUCUGCUAUGAGAACGGCUCGUUGGACAUCCUCACCACCACUGUGAAGGACUCUGGGAAGUUCACAUGCAUCGCAUCCAACGCCGCCGGCGAGGCCACGGCGCCCGUGGAGCUGGUGGUUAACCCCUCGCCACAUUUUGACCCCAAGCUGGAGCCCGAGCCAGGCCCCUCUGACAUCCCCACCUCCAUCAAAUCCAAUGCCAGUGGGGGCCACGCCCGCACCGACCAUCAGAGGGUCAGUGUGUCAGAGCUGAGCUCGACCUCGGUCACCAUCCGAUGGCCCCCUCAGCACCACAUUCCGGGGGUCCGUAUGUACCAGAUCCAGUACAACAGCUCCUCUGACGACAUCCUCAUAUACAGGAUGAUCCCUGCGUCUCAUAAGUUCUUCCUACUCAGUGACUUGGCCACUCAACGGGAUUAUGACCUGUGUGUGUUGGCGGUGUACGACGAUGGCGUCACGGCCCUAACCGGCACCCGCCUGGUGGGCUGCGUGGCUUUCACCACAGAGCGCGAGUACCGUCAGUGCCGCUCCCUCCACGACCAAUUCCUGGGCGGAACCAUGAUCAUCGUGAUCGGCGGUAUCAUCGUGGCAUCCGUGCUUGUCUUCAUCUUCAUCCUCCUCAUGAAAUACAAGCUGCACAGCAACCAUUACAAGCAGAAGGCGGCACACGUCAGCAACGUGUGCUCUCAGACCAACGGAGGCCAGGCGGCGGGCGGGGGAGGCCCUCCCAUCCCCCCUUCUUCCUCAGGCUCGGCUAAUAAGCCCAUGCCUCCUGGCCCAGUGGACAGGGUAGGGCAUGAGGGACCCCAUCAGGCCUCGGAAGGGGGCUUCGGAGGGCCCUUGAAAGGGACCACCGUAGUGGACUUGAACCCAGACUACGGGAAGUCAGUCAAGGACGAGGAUGCUAUAUCACAAUAACACAGGAUCUGGGACUUCCCCACCCCGCCCCAUUUUAUUUCCUGGUGCUGGGGUCCCUCUGCCUUACCAAGGAUUAUCUCGUGUCCAAGAUUCACACAUCACCCAUGCUCGUCUUCUGAGGUGGAGGGAGGGAGAAUGGAAAGGUAAAGUCCCCCAGGUUCAAGGAAGUUGGAAAAACAAACUCACAAAAGAAUACAUAUGAAGCCAAGAACAGCAUUAGGAGUAGAGAUGGGUGGAUGCCAUGGAAUCGCUGUGUUCCGUCACUUAUGCAAUUCUACCUGGAACUGGGAUGUAAUCCAGCCCUGUGGAGUGGAGGGAAAUUUAUUCCAAAACCUGGGGCUUCUUUCACUGUGUGAGGAAUGAGUUGACAACCCAGACGCCUCAAAUUCCUUUCGGAAUACUUUUUGGGGAUUCUCAUUGGAAUUGCCUAUUACAGAGGAACACCCUUGGAUGGUUUUGAUGAAAUGUUGUUGGUUUCGUAAUAAAGCUCCACUCUCCCUUAACGAUCGGUCACAUGCCAAAGGAAUACAAUAAGAGAUGGCUAUACAGUGUUUCGUUCUACCCCCCCUCCCCCCUCCCCCCGAGGGCCUUGGAAGUGUUAGCACACAUCGAUGUCACGUCGACGCACCAAUAUCAAACGGUUGUUCGGUGAUCUCGAGGGCACUUUAUAAUCCUCUCUUUCUCUCUCUCUCUCUCUCUCUCUCUCUCCCACUCUCUCUCUCCCUCCGUCUAUAUGGACAACUGAAUAGUAUACUCAACAAUUUUGAGAUCAAAUGCAUCCAUUUUGGAUGACGGUGGAAAAAAUAUAAUUAUUUGGCCAAAAACAUGGGCUCUCAAGAUGAGGACAAAAGAAAAACCUGGUUUGGUUUGAUUACAUGAACCUACAGCACAAGCAAUGCCUUGUGGUUUGAUGGUGAAAUGGUGAGUUAAGUUUCAUUCUGACACAAACUUUACAGAGAAGAAACUGACCCUAUUGUAUACCACUUGCCAAUUGAAAAGAUGAAACACGGAUCAAAUACUCUUUUUCCCCUUACUGUUGACUGUGUAUGUAUUUGUAUGUGAGAUACACCUUCAAUCUUCUCUGAUUUGAUACCCAUAUUUCCUUUGAAUUAUGAAGCAACAAAAAGAAAAAAACGUGAGAUGGAAUUUUAUGCUUUCAUAGGUCAAAUAUGUGGAUUUAUAAAGAAAUAAAAUUAUUUUUCUUGAA